AUAGCCUCCUAGCAGAGCCGGGAGAGAGCCGGAGCGCUUGUGCCGUCACUGGAGCUGAGGAGAGACUGCUUGUGGUGAGGAAGCUGAGGCUCACUGCAGACCCCCUCUUAACUGGUUUAACAGGCUCAGGUUUCAGGCUCGCCCAUUGGAGAACUGAAGGAGCAGCAUGGAUGUCUACUCAGUGACUCUGGAGGGACCGGCUCCAUGGGGAUUCAGGCUGCAAGGAGGGAAGGAUUUCAGCAUGCCACUCACAGUCUCGCGGCUGACCCCCGGCGGGAAGGCCGUUCAGGCUAACGUUGGCGUGGGAGACUGGGUGGUGUCCAUCGACGGUGUCAAUACAGAGAGCAUGACCCACGUGGAGGCACAGAACAAGAUCCGAGCAUGCACCGGCAACCUGACCCUCUCCCUGAGCAGAGCUGUCGGUACUCCUGGGUCUAAUCAGAAGGACUCGCUUGCCGCUGCCUCGCCUCAGCCCAGGUAUUCGUUUGCUCCCAGCAUGUCUCUUAAUAAGAUGGCCCGUCCCUUUGGUGCCGGGGGAGGCUCUGGCAACUCGAAAUCUGGGCCGGUCACCAAACCAGUGUCCUAUGUCCCCACGGCGGCGAAAUUGAACCCCAGCUCCCGGGGACCUGUCAGUGUGCUGCAGCAACACAAUGGCCACGAAGUGAAUCAGUCUGCUGCCAAGACGGCAUCCACUGCGGCAGCGGUUGACAAACCCCAUGGCGGUCUGGCCAGGGCUCCCGCUCCUUCCUCAACCCCCUCAUAUCGUCCUCCUUGGAUAACCGAUCCAGGCUUCGCUGACCGCUACCGUCCCGACAAGACCAGCACAGUGCUGACCCAGCACAGCCAGCCGGCCCAGCCCACGCCAGUGCAGAACCGCAGCUCCAUCAUGCAGGCAGCGCAGCAGGCUCCCGAGGGCAGUGGAAGGACCCCGGUGUGCGGGCACUGCAACAAGAUCAUCAGAGGCCGAUACCUGGUGGCACUGGGCCGCUCCUGGCACCCCGAGGAGUUCACUUGCUGCCAGUGCAAGGUGGUGCUGGAAGAGGGAGGCUUCUUCGAGGAGAGAGGCUCCAUCUACUGCACCAAGUGCUACGACAGCCGCUACGCACCCAACUGUGCCAAGUGCAAGAAGACGAUUGCUGGAGAGAUCAUGCAUGCCCUGAAGAUGACCUGGCACGUGCAGUGCUUUGUAUGCGCUGCCUGUAAGGCCCCGAUCAGGAACAAAGCCUUUUACAUGGAGGAGGGGGAGCCCUACUGUGAGACAGACUACGACAAGAUGUUUGGUACUAAAUGCAGUGGCUGUGACUUCAAGAUCGACGCUGGAGACCGCUUCCUGGAGGCGCUGGGCACGAGCUGGCAUGACACCUGCUUCGUCUGCGCUAUCUGCCAGAUUAACUUGGAAGGGAAGACCUUUUAUUCGAAGAAGGACAAGCCCUUGUGCAAGACCCACGCGUUUUCACAUGUCUGAUCUGAGACUCACACACACUCACACACUCACACACUCACACACACACACUCACACUCACACUCACACUCAAGCUGAACACUGCACAGAAAAAAACCACAACCCCAGACAAAGCUACACUAACACCCUUUUCCUGCUUCAACUCUCCCUCCCUCCCAAGCCUUGAGACGUGAGCUGGGCUUCCGGUAUCCACCACAAAAACAACUUCCUGUGGAAGGCUGUGUAGGCAGCUGUUACCAGUGGAUGUUCUCGCAAGGAGGGCUCUGUCUUUUCAGCAGUUUUUAUAAGGGCAAGCUAGUUGAGAUGCUACAGAUUUCCAGCUCCACGCAUGCUGCAAGUUAACAUCCGUUCUUUUUCAAGUGUUUAUUCCAGUAUUCACACGUGUGUCUAGGAAGGGUGAGUUCAAGGGCGAGGCUACCCGCACAGCUCCUGAGUCCUUGAUUUGCUUUAACCCUUUGAGAAUUAGCAUGCUUGGAUUGUACAGAGGCUGCAUUUCUGUAAAAAGGGGGGGGGGGGAUAUCUGUUACUACUACUACUGCUGCUGCUACUGUACUCGUCCUUUUCAGCUUUUACAGGGUCAUGCUGUCAUAGAAACAACGCUCUGAGUGAGCCAGUUCUCAACCGGUUUAAACAGGAUUACAGGACUGGCGGUCCAGCUUUAGUUCAUUGUAUCAAAAUCACCAGGGUUGUGAAAAAGGGAUACAAAAACAACUAAACCUAUUACAAAGAGUAUUGUAAAAUGAUUAUAACUAUUUUGUAUUUUUUAUAUAUUAAUGUACUGUAAUGGUGUUUACAGAUAUCAGCAAUGCAGUUGCAUGUGAAAGAUUCUCUGAUGGUGUAUCAUACUGCAUACACUGCUCCAAAACAGUGAGCAUUUAAUAUGUCACCUCGUGAUAUCUCUUCAGUGGUUCAGAGCCGUGUAUAUGAAGGGGCAGUGCUUUCUUCCAUGUCUCAGACCUGCCCGAGAGGAACCACUCUGUUGGUGUGUGAGGGAACAGUUCAGUUUCCAUGUCUGUCUUUAGGAUGGACUUCACUUUCAUUGCAACGGCUGGUUUCAGAGCCAGAUAAGCAUUAGUCUUGAACUUCCUUACCUAAGGAAACCAGACAGCAGUGUUUUACCUCUUUAAUGUGCUUCUGUACCUGCCUCUGUUAAGGUUCGUAGGUCACUGCCUCAGAUACAUAGAUCGUGGUACAAAAUGGGGUUUGGAAAACUAAGGAUGUCACUUCAGAGACUGUCUGAAAACCGUGCUGUACUACUAUGAUCGCAGACCCAGGUCUCCUAACAAAUCCUGUCUCGUGCCACCACUGCUUUCACACACCGCUGUGUAUGGAAUAACAAUGUUGUGCAAGUGCCAGUCGACUCUUAUUUGGAUUACUAGCCAUGAUCACGUGCUGUCAGAGCUGUGCAAAGAGCAAGCAGGCAUUCCUACUGAAGUGUUUAAACAGACAGGAGUAUUUGUAUUUAUCCCUGGUCUUGUCUGGACUAGGGACCUCGAGCUGCGCUUGCUGGUGUGAAAUUGUGGAGCGGGCGAUUUGCUGUGUAAUGGAAUGUGGGUCUGAGUGGGAUUCUGAAACUUUGUGUUUACAAGUAAGCAUUCUUAUUUAUGCCAGGUUCAGGGAGGAAAGGUGCUUAGCUUUUGACAGGGUUGCAUGUUUGGAAAAGAGAAUUCCUGCUUGCGCCAAAGAAACGGGACGGUCUUACUGUUUCGAUUCUUGUGCCCACAGAAUAGCCUCUACCAUUUGCUGUUGUAUGCUUGUGUGUGUUCGUUUAUUUUUCUUAUAAAAAUAUUAAUCUAUCUGUUAUGUUUGUGCCUUUUUUAUGCUUUUAUAUUGUAUACAUAUGCAUUUUCUUAAAAAAAAAAAAAAAAAAAGUUUCAAACUGCUGUAUUCAUAUAAUUCUAUUGCAGGCCUCAAUGUUAAAAUAGAAAAGUUUUGAUAGAGAAUGUUACAUUUAAGAUGCUCGUCAAUAAAAUUACACAAAGCACAGUA
Acipenser ruthenus (sterlet) is the source of this 3451-nucleotide messenger RNA. RefSeq names its product PDZ and LIM domain protein 7-like. Gene Ontology annotation, molecular function: actin binding; muscle alpha-actinin binding. The record is from RefSeq and is a predicted model, not a curated record. NCBI's taxonomy places the organism in Eukaryota, Metazoa, Chordata, Actinopteri, Acipenseriformes, Acipenseridae. Gene Ontology annotation, cellular component: Z disc; adherens junction; stress fiber. Bases 167 to 1465 code for a protein of 432 amino acids. Gene Ontology annotation, biological process: heart development; actin cytoskeleton organization; muscle structure development. The transcript is spliced from 11 exons.